Messenger RNA from Symbiodinium sp. CCMP2592, 1281 nucleotides. NCBI's taxonomy places the organism in Eukaryota, Dinophyceae, Suessiales, Symbiodiniaceae. The record is from the annotation of a GenBank genome assembly.
AUGACUGAGCGAGUCGAGAAGGCCCGUCCGCUGCUCCGCGAGCUUGCGGCCUUGCCCGACGUCCAGACCGGCCUCCUGCUUCUCCGGCACUGUGCCUCGUUCUGCCGCGUUUCUUACUCCUCACGUGUCACCCCACCCGGAGCACUCCGCACCUCCUUGGCUGCCUUUGCCUGGGAGCAGGCGUCCCUUGCUACGUCCAUCGGUGGCCUUGGCCUCCGACUUGCCAACCUGCACGCACCAGCUGCCUACGUUGCCUCCCUCACCCAAACUGUUGCGGUCUGCAUUGGCCUCUACCCUGCCUACGACCUUGCCCACAACCCCGGCCUUCUCGCUGCCAUUGCCACCCACAAUCUUGAGGUCGCCCCGCCCGACCACCUACGCGUUCCUGUGCCGCCACAAACCCGACAGCGCGAGCUGUCCCAGGCUCUCGACCGCGCGGUGGCCUCACGGCUCCUGACCCCAAGCCCCGGACGUGAAGCUAACAGAGCUCACUUCCGCCUCCUCGAACUGCCUGGUGCCGGUGCCUGGCUUCACGCCCCGCCCAGCGAGGCUCUUGGGCUCCACGUCGAGCCGCGCUUGUUCCGCACAAUGGUCCAGCUCCGCCUGCGCCUGCCCGUCGCGCCGACCGACGUGGCCUGCCCACUCUGCGAUGGUGUAGCGGACCGGUUCGGCGCUCACUCGCUGUGCUGCCCGUGUGGCGGAGACCGAAUCAAACGCCACAACCGUCUCCGGUCCGUCGUCGCUACACGCAGCCAAGCCACUGGACUCGGAGUCGAAGUUGAAAAAGCGGACCUCCUCCCCUUACGCCCUGACGACGACGGGGCUGACGGAGGCCGCGGCUCUGGUCUCCGCAGACCUGCAGAUGUCUGGGUCGCUCAGUGGGGCCUGCAAGGGCCUGCUGCCUUUGACCUCGCUGUCACGUCAGGCAUCAAGGCCGGCCCGAUGCUAGCUGAGUCUGCCCGGUCCAGCCAAGCAGCCGUCGAGUCCUACGAAGCCCGGAAGCGGAACCACCUCCACACGGACCAACUCUGCCGCUCCGAGGGACUUCAGUUCCUGCCUCUCGUCGCUGAGGCUUGCAGUGGGGGGUGGGGCCCGACUGCCGUCUCCACGUGGCGAACGCUCGGUGGUCUCAUCGCAGCUCGCUCUGGGGACACCCCUGCUGCAGAGACAGAUCGCCUCCUGCAAAGCCUCGCCAUCACUCUCCAAAGGGAAAACGCACGUGCGGUCCUCCGCCGCCUGCCUCAGGGUGGGGAGGAGGCCUCCCCCUUUGCCGCACCUUGA